AUGGUGCCUGGUGCUCCUACAACGAUGCUUCCCGCUUCCGAGGCUGCCAAAAUCUACCAGACCAACUACGUGAGGAACUCCCGCGCUAUCGGGGUUCUGUGGGCUAUCUUCACCAUCCUCUUCGCGAUAGUCAACGUGGUGUGCUUCAUCCAGCCCUACUGGAUCGGAGACGGGAUGGACACGCCGCAGGCCGGCUACUUCGGCCUCUUUCACUACUGCAUCGGAAACGGGCUGUCCCGGGACCUGACGUGCCAGGGAAGCUUCAUGGAGUUCAGCACCAUCCCCUCCGGUGCUUUCAAGGCUGCGUCCUUCUUCAUCGGGAUGUCCAUGGCGCUGGUCAUCGGAUGCAUCGGCUGCUUCACGCUCUUCUUCUUCUGCAGCACAGGCACGGUCUACAAGAUCUGCGGCUGGAUGCAGCUGGCUGCGGGUAAGUUCCCCCGUGAAGGGUGAAGGAGUUCAGAACUUCAGCAGUUCUACAACCACAGAGAAUUCUCUGUAUUCCAGCUGUUCAAUCAGUCAGGUAGGGGAAAUAAACAAUGUGUUAAAGCUAGAAUCCUUAGUUGCUACAUCCAUUCUUGGACUUGUAAAUUAUAGGCUACCCAUUGAUUCUUGAAGAAUAUAACUGAAACAUGCCUCAUGAGCUUAGUUCAACUGUAGUACCCCAUCAGAACCCAAAAUACAAGCUUGUUUUACUCCAAUGUUGGUAAAAAACUUAAAUAUAAACAAACACUGUAUAGCCUAAAAACAUGGUUAAAACUAUACAUUUGAUAUCAUGGGUGGUUAGCCCUUGCAUCUAUAGCUCUGUCAAUGAAUUUGAGAGUGGUUACAUUUCUCCAGCCCCAUCUCUUAGAUUUGUAGCAAAACAGGUGCGGGGAACCCCUUUGUUAUUGUUAAAAUUAAGGAUUCUAGCUUUAAGUGUGCUUGAUAGCAUUAUACUUGACAUCAGUUUUACAAGAAGUGUAUGAUGAAUUUCGGGGGGUUAAGCAAAUAUGUUUCUAUCAAAUGAGCAAAAGCUGACAGCCAUGACAGCCAUGUUUGUUUGUUUGUUUUAACUCACCAUACACUGCCACACUAUCUUUAAAACAUCUAUUAAGGGAGCAAAGACAACCACAAAAAAUACAGCCAGACACGCAAACCACACCGGCCACUUUGCGUGUGCAAGCCUUGCAAAAAUAAAUGUACACAUGCAUGUGUCAAACGCAAACUUGGUUCUAUUUGAGAAGCUCCACGCGCUGCAAUUCCCCUCCUUAUUAGAUAUCAGGAAGAUACAAACCCACAUGGAUGCUUGAAAGACACACGAUAAGAGAUUAAUUAAAGAUAACUAAACACUAACUAGGUUUCCCUUUUUAUCUGUAGAUUAAUCCUUGGAGUAAAAUUCUACAAAGAACCAUCUUAAAAGAGGCCCAUAUGCAUGUCAGGUAAAAUAACAACCCAAUGUUCAUCUCCCAGCUAAAUAUCCAUGAAUGUUUCAUGUGUUUCGACCCACCCAAAAUUAAUAUAAUUGAUGCACAGUUGAUUUUGGUGUUUUAACCUGCCUGUCAUGCUUGCAUCUUGUGGGGAAAGACAAAAUCAAAAUGCGCACGCGGACUCACUCGCGUGGUGUAGUCUGCAGGUAAUGCUCUCUCAUACGUCAGAAUUUGUCAAAACUUGUAAACAAGCAUCACAGUGAAAGUUACUUUGCAGAAUUUAAGCUUGCACAAAAUGCACAGACUCCAGAUUGUGGCUUUAAAGCGGGUGCAUACAAUCAACCAGUGAUCAAUCAAAGGCAAUUAUCCUUCAACUCAUCUCUGUAACAAGUAACACAAACCACUGAUACUCCCCCACAAAUAAAAAAUAAUAAUGAAAUGCGUUAAUGCUGCUUGCCAGAUGUUGGUCUGAGACUCACAACACCAUCCGUCUGUAUAGGCUUGGUCUAGGGGCAGGCGCCUCCCUGUAAAUUAAUGCUGAACAUAAACACCAGCACUGAGAUUAUCCGGAGGAUUCCACAGCAUUGUCAUCCCAUGCUGAAUUAAAACAGAAGCCCUGCAUAAUGAGCACAGCCAGGGUGUUUAUAUCGUGACCUUGUUUUUCCACAUGAAAGAAAGUCACUGCUUAUCCCUCAGUGGUGCCCGCUUGAGUAGGCCCAUAUCCACAAAUUAUCUGAUCUAGGAUCAGUUUAGCAUUUUAGAUCAUCAUGAAUACGAUUAUAUGGACAUAUCCUAGAUCAGCAGUCCUACUCUGAAGCUCUGGAUAUGGUCUUCAUAAUACUGUACAGAUCUGAUCAUGUUCAGACUAUACAGGGGGUGAUCCACAAACUGACUAACGCGGCCUGUAUGAUGCCAAAAAACACACUUUACUAAACAUAUUGUAAAUAUUUAAGUCAUUUAAAUUAAGAAUAUUUUUUUAAUGAUCUCUGCCGAGUUAUGGGGCCUUUUCACCACUGAGAUUCUCUAAAUAUACCUGUGAAAAAUAUGUUUUAUGAACUCAACAGUCCAUGUUUUUUCCCCUCAAAGUCUCUGUCAAGAAAUAUGGCAUCACAAUGUACCAUACUCCUGUAAGGCUGCAGAGCAUGGUUUUUAGAGUGUUCUGUGGUGAGGAGUUAACAUUGGCGAUGAAUGUGAGAGGUCUGAGUGCUUGGGGCCUGUUGGCUGCUCAUUGCUUCCUUGUCUUUUAUUGAUCCAUCACAGCACUUUGCUCGUGGCAAUGACAUGCAUCAUCAGCAUUCAGGCAAUCUCUGCCUCAUUCAACUCACUCACUGAAUCUCUCUCGCAAUCGCUUCCUUUCUCCAUUCUCAUUCUCUCAGAUAUGUCAUGUUGAGGUCACUGAAAUUGGCUAUUAAGACGUUCCUGGGGAGUAGUAAUUGGAAAUAUAGUGUGCUUUCCUUUUCUCAUUGCAGCCACAGAUCCCAGGUGUGAUUGUCAAAUCCUUCUAGGCUCAGUGUAGUCCGACUUCUAUCCAGGAGUAACUGGCUGUUGUGAGUUUCUGUCCAAAACGGCACAUAGCAAAGAGGCACAUCUCCUUAAAAGCAGAGGAGAGGCUGAAUGUCUGAUGAGAGCAAUCCACCUGCAGGCAUUUGAACAGCAACUCCAGAACAGUGCUCUCAAAAUGUAUGCUUCUGUGCAGGUGUGUUUUCAAGGAAAUGUACAUGAAACCAACUGACAUGUUCUUGCCCCUGCAGGCUGCAGCAAUACCUAAAGAGUUAUGUCUCCUUACUACUGUUACCACUCUUGAAGAAUGUGCUUAACUGGCCCACUGCACACAGCAGUUCUCAGGUAGACAUGCCCACUCUGCACUCAGCCUAGCAGCUGCCUGAAAACCAUAGCAGCUGGACCAUCCGCCCUGCCUCCCUACCUCCCUACAACCUCCCUCCCUCUCGCUCCCACCCCCUUGCAUCGCCUUGACCACCCCCUCACUGCGGACCAAUUAACUCCCAAACUAAGACUGACAGGCAGCCCCCUCCAUCACAACCACACUGCAUGGUCGGUCUAUGAUAAUCACGCUCAUCCUGUGACAACUUCCACCAAAUGCCAGGCGCUUCUCCACUCUAGUGGAGGAUGUGAUGGAUGGGCCAGCUCUGGCAGCAUGACAAUGCCUGCCUGCCUGGCUCUAGUGAGGUAGCAGAUUGGUGCUCGGCUCGCCGUCCUGGAUGGAAAUCUGUCACGAGGAUUUUGUUAUCUCAAUGGUUGAAGUCAACUACUUCUUAAAUCUCUGAAUAAUUCCCAAAAGGUUGUAAAUCGCUUAGUUUAAAUAAAUUAAACAAAGACUCAAUCCUGCAAUGGUCACCAUAUUUAUUCAUGAGAGCGCUCUGAAACAAUAUGGUCGUACAAUAUUUUUAUACACACACAUCAGAUGAAAAAUCCCACCCCUCUUUAGGCGUGCUGUAGUUUUCCACUGGAAAACUGCUCUCCUGACCAUCAGGUCACACACACACACACACACACACACACACACACACACACACACACACACACACACACACACACACAGACACACAUGUUCUUAUCAUAGGCUGCAUUCCUUAGUUAUCGCCUCCUCACAAUAUCCUGCAAGCCUUUCACUCCCCUUUCCCUGUGUGUUUUGGGAACCAGUCUAUACUGUUGCUGGGAUAUAAACACAUUUGAUUAAUUCUCUAAGCUCUAGUCUACUAAUUAUUCAUACAUUAUUAGUUUAACUGAGGGUGUGACAUUUUAGUCAUAUCUUACUCACACAUUUCUUUAUCAAAAUCAGAACUCCGCUGCCCAUCCCCUAUUUCCGACCCUCACCAAGGCAAUGCCUGAACACACAGGAAGGUGAUUAUCAUUCAUGUAUUUGGCAGGGGCUCCUUGCUCAGAUUGAAAAUGCCUUCCGCAAGCAAACAAAGGAAUCAGGGGGGCUCUUGAGUGUGUUGUGGAGGCAUUUCAACGACCUGUUUCCUGGCUCUGUUUGGACCACUAGGCUGCUCGUAUGGGUAAGUGGCCUGCACAGUGGCUGCACAUCGCUGCACUCAGUACCGGUCCAAUGUGCCCCCUGAGACGGAAGCUGGCAUUAGCAUUGAACAUUAAAAGGCCCAUUUUGUUGCUAGUGGUUUAUUGAUUCAGAGGUUUCUGUGCAGAACAGAACAGCACAAAGCUCCACUAAUGGGAGACAGCCGCUGUCACCGUUUGGCUCCUCAGCUGCUUACAGGCAGCACUGUUUGUUUGUCUAUUUAUUCAGGUGUGUGAGUGUGUGCUCUCUUUACCAUGUCUUUAAUUUAUCCUAGGUGUCUGCCACAAUCCCUCAAUCUGGGGAUUGGGCCAACUCGUGCCUAUGCAUAAGAGUGCAUGAUUUGGCAUUUAAAUACACACAGUCUGUUCAGCACUCAUACAGUACUGUGGCUGUUGGGGAUCUUUGCACAGUGUGGCUCUCCAUUUCUCACACUUCUUUAAAAUAGAGGCAAGUGAGAGACAUCACAUGGUGCCUUGCUGGGGAAAGAGAGGAGGUGGAUAAGAGAUGACAACUAAGGGAGGGGAUGAAGACCAGCAGGGAGGAAAAGAUGAAAGCAGAUUAAAGAACAUGGAAAGUGAUGGUCAAAAAGAAGGAUUUGGAGAAAAAAAAACAGAGAGAGGAAGAGUUAAAAUAUUGAUGCUGAAAAGUACUAUCAAGAGAUGAGGUCAGGAAGAAAGCCAUGCCAUUAGAAGUUCAAGCUCGGGACCAGCCAGAUCUGGGACCAGGCUACAUAUUUCACCAAUGUCUUUCUGAACUGAAUAUGACCUGCCAUAAAUGAGAGCUUAGUUAACCUCCCUCUCCACUCACAACUUUACAAGGUUGUGCACUAAGCCAGUGGUGUCAUAGUACCACUAAAGACAAUAGCUAAUGACAUCAACCAGCUCUUAUCCUUCCUGUCAGUGGUAACAUGAUGGACUGGCUGGCUGGGCCUGAGAGGAUUAGGGAGAUGAUGUAACAUGACCAAACGGGAGUCCCAGUUACACACACACACAAUCUAGCACCAUUAGUCAGAGCUUUAGAGGACAGUAGAAGUAGUGUGGUGGGACAUCAGGAGGAGUUGUGAAUGGGGCAAAUGAAAGCCGGCUCACUACUCCAGCUCUGUGGAAGCCCAUUGAGUCUCCCACAGCAUACUCCACAGAUCAGAGAGUCUCCCACAGCAUACUCCACAGAUCAGUCUCCCACAGCAUACUCCACAGAUCAGUUUCCUACAGCAUACUCCACAGAUCAGUCUCCCACAUCAUACUCCACAGAUCAGUCUCCUACAGCAUACUCCACAGAUCAGUCUCCUACAGCAUACUCCACAGAUUAGUUUCCUACAGCAUACUCCACAGAUCAGUCUCCUACACCAUACUCCACAGAUCAGUCUCCCACAGCAUACUCCACAGAUCAGUCUCCUACAGCAUACUCCACAGAUCAGUCUCCUACAGCAUACUCCACAGAUCAGUCUCCUACAGCAUACUCCACAGAUCAGUUUCCUACAGCAUACUCCACAGAUCAGUUUCAUACUCCACAGAUCAGUCUCCUACACCAUACUCCACAGAUCAGUCUCCCACAGCAUACUCCACAGAUCAGUCUCCUACAGCAUACUCACAGAUCAGUCUCCUACGCAUACUCACAGACAUCUCCUACAGCAUACUCCACAGACCAGUCUCCUACAGCAUACUCCACAGAUCAGUCUCCUACAGCAUACUCCAGAUAGAGAGACAAAGGGCCCAACCCUCUAUCCAUCUCCUCUUUACUCAUCUCUCUCUCUCCUCUUUAACUCAUCCCUCUCUCUGUUGCCUCCCCAUUCAGCAAAGCACCGGUCCAGGCACCGCUGUCAGCUACACACACUCCAUCCUUUUAGAGUGUAAUGUUAUGUACAAUGGGCCAAUGGACCUUUAAGCCUCCAAUGCAGUCAUCAGGAAGUUAGAUGGAGUACCAGCCAGGCAUGAAAUGUGUGCUUUUUCAAACCCUGCUCCCAAAUGAUCAGCAUAGCAUGCCUCUUAAUAGAACUGUCAGCUGGUGAAUAAAUUAGAAAGCAGACGUUGUGCGUCAUGAGAUGUGAAGGUUCAGAGCAGGAGGUGUUUUAUGUCUCUUCCUGUGGAUUACAGGUGGCAGAUACAUUGCCAGGUUUAGGAUGUCAUUCUGACACAUCCUGUACCUGCCAACGACCAAUAAGAUGGGUUUGGGCUAAGAGGAGAGAAUCUCCCAUGGUUGUGCAUCUGCAAUGACUGUAGAUGCCAUUAUUGGGAUUAGCUUCAAUAACAUUUCAUUACUAGGUCUGGUGGUUUAUGUACACUCUUAUUAUUCAGAUGUGGGAAAUUGUUUUAAAGGUGUUGUGAUCUUAUCGUAUUGGUGCACACAAUUACUUUGAUAAAAUAGCUAGUCAAUUUUUCAUGAGUUUGAUUGGCAGCUGUGAUGGAGGACUUGCUAGGCCUGUUAGAAAUAAAGUGAGAGUGACAUCUCUGAUUGAAGAGUUGCAUGCUCUUUUGGGACUGAACUGUGACUGACCGUUAUGAUUGGUUAUGAGAGAGAGGGAGAGAGAGAGAGAGAAAGAGAGAGAUGGGGAGAGAGAGAGUGAUGGGGAUAGAGAGAGAGAGAGAGAGAGAGAGAGAGGAGAGGAGAGAGAGAGAGAGAGAGAGAGAGGGAGAGAGAGAGAGAGAGAGAGAGAGAGAGAGAGAUGUAAAGCAGAAGAGAGGUUUGAAAGACAGCCGAUUCCAGAGAGCCACAUCUAACAUAGCAUGACAAUACAAAUCCCUAAAGAAUAGUUAGUCCUCUGGGAGUACAAUAUAGCCUCAUUCAAAAUGCGUUCUAACACUCAACUAUCUUAUGAUCAAUUUCCUGCCAAUCAAAUAUGCUUGGUAUGGAGUGCAAGCAUCAGCCAUACUGACAAGGAAAAUUCAGAGCAAUGUUGAUAUAUUUGAUGGAGGCCUAUCUGUCAAUACACUGUUCAGCUCUGAAGUCAAACUCAAGCUUUCGUAACCACAGACACUCUGACUUUACUGCAUCAUUAAACCAACUUCCAGUAAAGCAGAGUCAUUUAAAUGAGCUAUUAAAGUGGGUUCCUGCGCAUCAGCGGAUUUUCAUUGUAAACCAGCACAGUUUAACCACUAAUUGAACUUUGUGAUUUUUCAGGUGUAGGCUUUCCCCAGUGCAUGUCGCGCUUCCUAAAGAGCUGUGUCUUUCUGGACAACCUUUUCUCCCGGGGUAUCAGCCUCGGUGCCACAGGUGGGUGGGGUAACUCACUGUGUUCGCCCUGGUUCCGUGGCACCGCUCGGCUAGCGUUAGCGUUAUUUCCUGCUGUAGCUCUUUCAAUGGGGGGCUAAAUAAUGGGAUUAGGCCUGGUCGACUGACUGAGCCGCCGGUACAGCUGACAGGAGAGACAACACAGCCUUUCCUAGAGGUCUCGCAGGAGGCACAUGGUUUAUGUGUCAGUCUGCUGUUCACUACAGCAGCACAUGUUAUGUCAGUCUGCUGUUGGGGAUGCAAGCUACAGCUCAGUAACAGUACUAAUCAUGUUAAUAAUAAAGCACCACAUAGGGACCUAGCACUAGGGGACAUGGAGGGGGUGGUGGGUGAGGGAAGAAGAUUGGCAACUCUAAGUCAGACACUAACAGUAUGGGGUAAAAGAGUAGAGAGACAAGGGCUCUCUAGCGCUAUGUCUAUGGUGUGUGUGUGGCUGUGUAUUCCUACACAUUUGACUGUUCUCCUUUGGGAGUUCUGCAUGCACAGUAUUUGUCAGCACUACCUGGGUAAUCUUGGGUAGAAUGAGCAAUCUAUGAAUGCUCUACUCUGCAAUACAGAUCUUGCUCAGUCUGCUACAGUACAGAUGUAGGAUCUUAAUUUGAGCCAGAAUGCUACAGCAGGAAAAUAAUCCUGCAGCAACAGGAAAUGUGAAUUAUUAUGUGGAUUAUAAUUAAAGGACAUUUUUGUAGAGGUUGAUACAUUUUUCGUAAGUAAAAAUCUAAAGUGGAAAUUACAGACUUCAGAAGCCUUUUUUAAACCUCAAAUACACUACAAGUUUUACAUUUCCUGCAUUGCAGUUAAGUUCUCCUGCAACAGGGUGAUCAAAUUAAGAUCCUACAUCUGUAUCAUCCAUCCCCAAGGAAGCUUCACUAAAUAGCUAGGCCACCCACCACUGCACAAGGGAUCAAUGACAAAUCCCCCAGCAGGGGAAAGUGAAUUUUUACAUUUACAUUUACAUUUACGUCAUUUAGCAGACGCUCUUAUCCAGAGCGACUUACAAAUUGGUGCAUUCACCCUAUAGCCAGUGGGAUAACCACUAAUCUCAAGGAGCAUAAGCUUUUCUCACUUUCUCUCUCCAUUCUCUCUCUCUGAUACAACUCAGCGAACCCUGAUCAUAGUGAGAGAAGCUGACUUAUUUAAAGCAGGUGGGUUUAUGCCAAAUGUAAAACUUAAUUUUAGGAGGUCACUUGUAGAAGUAGCGAUCAUCUACUGUAGUAGCGUGUAAAAAUAAGUUGACCCAAUUGACUUGUAAUUUUUAAGUUUGUCUUACUGCAGCUAGGCAAAACCUUUUUGCUAUGGUCAAGUGUUGACAUAUGUGUUCAAAUAAAGCUAUAAUAGAGCAUUGACAAGAACAUCAAAUGUUAGUGUUUGUCCUACAUUAAUUUAGUAGUGGUGCACCAAAUGUCUGCCAAGACACGCUUUUAAGAUCAGAGUGUGACGAGGUGAUGUUGAAGGAGUCAGGCGCAGGAGGGUAAAUCACAGAAUAACAGGCUUUAUUACACAACCACAGAGUUACGCAGGAACGUGUCAAACACUCCAGGGUGCAAAACAGGCGCACUGGAAAAUACAAGGCACACAGGAAAAUAUCCCGGCGAGGGAAAAUACAAGGCACACAGGAAAAUAUCCCGGCGAGGGAAAAUACAAGGAGCUCCACCGAGCUUCACUACUCUCCACAAUAAACAAUCACACACAAAGACAAGGGGGACAGAGGGAACACUUACACAGGUACUGAUGAGGGGAUAUGAACUAGGUGUGUGUAAUAAACAAGACAAAACAAAUGGAAUGAUGAGAUGAGGAGCAGCAGUGGCUAGAAGGCCGGUGACGACGAACGGCGAAGCCUGCCCGAACCAGGAGGGGAGGCAGCUUCGGAGGAAGUCGUGACACAGAGUGACACGUUACAACAUCAGAUCGUCAGAGAAACCUCCAAGGUAACUAGCUAGCUAGCUUGUAAUCCUGGAAGUGUAUCCAACCCUAUUAAUAGAUGUAUAGAUGUAUGCCCCAGGAAGACCCUCCCCCUGCUACCUCUGCCACCGCUGCUGAAAGAAAUCCUAGUGGAAACAGUGAAUGUGGAGAUAGUGGCUGGUGCUAGUGGGUGGUGGUGGUAUAGGUUUUAAGGUGGCAGCAGUAGACAUGCCAAGUGACAGACAGAAGUCUUUCCACAGUUCAAUAAGAAUUGAUUACCCUGGUUCCAUAGAGGUAAUUAGUGCUGAUACAAAGAAGGAGUAGACCCUGAGGUCCUGAUUGCAGCUCUGGUCCUGUCAAGCUCAUCAUCCCCAGCGCUUAGAGAUCUACAUAUCAACAACUUCAUCCUCUACAUCUUGGGUUCUUAAACCUUUUCAGCUCGAGACCGAAAUGAGAAAUUGACCGUCCUCCCGUGACCCAAAUCGUCAUCCAACAAUGUAUUCUCAUAACUGCGACCCACCUCUCACAUGCCCAGGGUCCACGUUGGGUCCCGACCCCAUAGUUUAAGAAAGCCUGCUCUAGAGGCAAGAGAUUCCCUAAUGCGGUCAGACAGCAGACAACCUCAAACAAGAUAACCUCUGAACCUCAAAUAACCAUGGAAACCUCUGCUGCAAACACCAACCGCUAAAGAUAAGACAUCAGGGCAUUUAGUUUCAUAAUUGUGUACUUAAUGUAUACUUGUAUGUGUAAGACAUUACUUUAACUUUGGUGCAUCUAUCUAAGGGUCACAACAAGGCUUUCUCUAUAGAGCCACAGUUAAGUGACUUUCUCUGGGCUGAAUUUCCCCCAGGUCUGUGAACCUUAGCAGAGAGAGCAUUCACAUUCACAAUUGAGAUCUCACUGUCAGCAUUGUUUAUCCAUUUAAUAAAUGCAGUGAGCCAAAAUGCAAAGUACAUGACUUUGUAGACAAAAGCAUGUGUUGAAGCAUCUUGAAUCCCUGAAUCCCUGAAUCCCUUCCGGUCUUUUAGAAAUGCGUGAGCCAUAUCAAUAACACUGCCUAACUCUGGUUUGUGAAUAAAUUAUAGUUGUGUCAAACUUGAAUGAAGGCUUUGAAGGCGUUUGGUAUUUCAAGUUGCCCUGUGGGAGCAGUUUUAGAUGAAAUGCAAUCAUGAGCCGUGCAAAUACAUUCAUAUGUGCUGUAAGCAGCAGAUAGCAGGUAGAAAAUAAACUCUGUUUUCAAAUUCAAAUUGCUUUAUUGACAUUCAAAACAUUGCGUCAACAAUGUAUACAAUAUACUGUUGCUCUUUUGAAUCACAUGAACUCAAACACAAUGCUGCAGCCCAUUCCAGCAAGCUGCAUCUCACUGCUCAACCACAAGUGAAAAGGUCUAUAGAGACCUCUCUCUCUUCUCUCUCCCUGUCCUGAACAAGCAUAUCCCUUCCUGACUUCAUAAUUAAAAGAAAUAAUGACAGUUGAGAGUUGUUUAAUUAUGACUAGAGGCAAAAGGGUAACAAUUAACUACAGAUAAAGACUAUGUGAGGGUGUUAUGAAUGAAAAUUAGAUUAUUAUUAUUAACAACACUGACUUUCGCCUACAUGUGCCAACAAACUAACCAUAAGACACCCACAUGAAAACACGUGUGAACAAGAUCUGUUUCUUAUGCUGGAUAUUCUUGAGGUGGCUUCAACACCCUAAAAUGAGGGCUAUGAAUCAACACCCCAAAAUGAGAAUAUGAAGCUCAUUGAAUUGUAUUGGCCAUGUUGAUCAACUAUGACAAGCACAUCUAGCAUACAGCAUGGUGAACUAUUCUCACCACCAAACCUUCUGCUCUCAACCUUUUAUUCCAUGGGACCAGCUGUUAGAUUCAAACCGCUGUUUGAUCCAUCAGUCCAGACAUUGUUGUUGUAGUCUAAGUAGAGAUAGGCUGUAGAUGUAUUUACCCCCACGUAUCCUCCAGUCUCUAUGUCCCAGCCAGCGUUCAGAUGAGGAGUUGGCGUUAUAGAUUUCCAAACUGUGUUUAUCACCAGAGCCAAGCAAAGGAGACAGGCGUUUGAUUUAUCCCCCUCUUCUGGGAGAGGGAGGAAGGGAAGAAGGAGGGAGGGAGGGGAAGAAGGAGGGACAAGGUGAACCAUUAAAAAAGCAGCGAGACAGCAGCAGCAGUGUGUGUGUGUGUGUGUGUGAUGUUGGUGUGUCUGAGUUUGCUUUGUUAAGAGACUGUUUCUGUCAUCUAUCAGUCUCUCCAACCGGCUGGUUAUGACACCUGGCUGUCAUUGUUGGGUUCUCUUGUUGGGUGAUUUAUGGUGAAUGAAUGGGCUUCAGCGAAGGUAAGACUACUUCGCCCAGUUACUCAGGUCUAGAAAACAACAACACCACCUGUAAACUGCUCAUCUUUAAGAGACUCUGUGCUUGAUAUCUGACUGUGUGGGCAGUGGUGACUCGUCUUGUACUGGCCAAAGUCUUCAGAGACCUUUGACUUUUUUUAUUUCCACACCAAUCAAAGGAGGACAUAGGGCAAAUCCUUUGAUGUGCUGGACCUGGGCAGUCAUCCGCUGUGUUGGAGCGUCUCAUCCUACUCAUCAUGUCUCUCUCUUCCUCCCCUGCUCCACCUGAUCCAUGGCUAAUCAAUCAGUCAUUGUUUUGAUCACCUCUUCCACCCGCAAACCAAAACCCAAGCCCUGAGGGCAAUCUCAUUCUCCAUGUUAUCCUCACAUGGCCGCAUCAUCAUCUCCCAGCUCUUCGACACCCUUCAUCUUAAUCUGCUCAUCACUCAAUACAUCAUCAUGGAUUGGGUUUUCCUGGGCUUGGCUGGCAUAUUGCCGUGCCUCCAGCAUGUAUUACCCUAGCUAGCACCAAGUCUCUCCCAGUCUGGGAGAAGCAGCCUGUGACCUCAGAGUUGAAGGGAAACAUGACAGCCUAUUGUUAGCCAGCCACAGAGACCAGGACCUGUCAUAGGGGUCUAAUAAACGACCAGCAGGGAUGUUUUCCUGGAGCACCCUGUCAUUGUUAAGUAAGCACUCACACCCCUUGGGGAAUUGCCCCCUGAACAGUAAUUACAGUGAAGGAAGGCAAGUGCAGCCAUGUGAAUGGGAAACUACCCACUGGGCAAAAACUGGUUGAAUCAACGUUGUUUCCAUUUCAUAAAAAAAUCAAAAUAAAUGUGAUGACGUUGGGGCGGCAGGUAGCUUAGUGGGUAAGAGCGUUGUGCCAAUAACCGAAAGGUCGCUGGUUCUAAUCCCCGAGCCGACUAGGUGAAAAAUCUGUUGAUGUGCCCUUAAGCAAGGCACUUAACCCUAAUUGCUCCUGGAAGUAGCUCUGGAUAAGAGCGUCUGCUAAAUGACUCAAAUGUAAAAAUUUUGAAUCAAUGUGGAAAAUGGAUUGGAUUUGCAAAAAACGUAAGGGCAUUUUGUAGUUUUUUAACCUAAAGCCAAUGACAUGGUGAAAUGUGUUGAUUUCAUGUUACAUGACAACUCAACCAAAUGUAAAUCAAAACUAGACGUUGAACUGACCGCUGUGCCCAGUGGGAAAUUAGCACCAAUGGUAUGUGAUAUGGGGUCAGUGUGUAUAUUUAAUGGGAUCUGGAUCUCUUUAAGCCAAGAAAUUGAAAUUAAUUGGUGUGCAAUAUCUAAAGGAAUGGUAGUACUGAGCUGAGCAGGUUUUGAGGAACAAUGUUCACGCUGUGAAAGAAACAGCUAAUGAUGUUGACGGAGUGUUUCUUUCAAAGCGAGCCUUGCCAAGACUGUGGGAAAAAAACUAAGACAAAUGAGGUCUGUGUUGUGAGGACAUCAAAUGGCUUCGGCACUCGCCGAGCAGCACAACAGCAGAGGUUGUUGUCUGAUAAACUUAGCGCAGUACAUUGGUCUCAGGGAAGGUGUGGUUGAUACUCCAGGGAAUCUGGAUGACGACACGUUCUGUGUGCAUAGCUGCACUUAUGACUUAUUAUACUAUCGCCCCUGGGUUCAAACACCAUACGUCUCUUUAAUGAGAUAGUCUAUGUUGAAGCUUGUGGUUGAGCAUUGUAGAUAAGUUAUUUCUGUGUUGCAGUGUUGAUCUAGCUGUAACCCAGUUUGUUUACACGGACCUGUUAAUGAGGGUUACGGCUCGGAGGAUGCGUGGCUGAGAGAGAGGUGCACUGUUUCACCGUUGUUUGCUGCCAGCUCUGCAGUCAAUAUUCUUUCCGAGCUUGGCUUGCUCGCUCCUCGGGGUUGCCAUGGAAACGGCACACUACUAGCUGGCUUCCUGCCUCUCCCUCUCUUGUUGCUGUGAGAUGGGCAGGAACUCUCGGACACGGUAAGCAGAGACCGGUGUAGUGGUCAAAGAGGUUCCUGCUGGGAAGGCACCGCUGGACAGUUAAAAGGUGUGUCUCCAUGGCAACCAGCUGGAUAUGGACCGGACUGCCCUUUAAGAUGUUCCCUGCUGCCCUCGCACCAUGGGCACUAGUCGGCAUCAAAGCCUUCCCUCUGAUACAGCUCUGCCAUGCAUCACUGCUCACCAAGCUCCUGCUGAUCACUCUUGCUGACAUAAGAUCAGAGUGGGUAGAGAGAGACACAAUGUGUCUGGCCCCUCUACACAGACAAAGAAAGUACUGACAGUCCAUCAUUUAGUUCUGAAACUAGAAUCAACCACUCACAUCUCUCACUCUGUAGAAAUUGUUCAGCUUCAUAAACAACUUUUAAAUUCCACAAUUAUUUCAGUAUUCCACUGUCUCUCUGUGACACUCUGCUUCCAGAUUAUCACUAUUGUCCCUUUCAACCUUCUCUUCCCACUUCAGCUGAAUGUUAUUUUCACGAUUACAGCACAACAGAGACAGUUGCAUAAAGUGACCCUGCAAGAUCACUCACUCUAUCCCCUCCUCUCUCAGUCCAUGUCAUAAAUGCUGUAGGUGGGUGUAGUGGUGGAAUCAAGCGCAGGACACCGAAGUAUAGUCCAAAAGACUUUAGUGGAAUAUCCAACAAGGAAAACCGAACAAACUUGCCCGAAGGCGAAACUACGCACGUAGGCGACAAACAAAAGGCGCACUACACAGGUGCGUAAAACGCUCCAACACAGUGGAGUAAAGCUCAACCGAGCGAAUAAGGAAAUCGACAAGCAAACAUACGACAGGAACAAUCACACACAAACACAGACACACCCAACGAGACUUAAAUAGAACACUAAUGAGGACUAACUAGACACAGGUGUACAACAUCAAGACCAAACCAAACGAACAUGAAACAUAGAUCGGUGGCAGCUAGUACUCCGGGGACGACGACCGCCGAUGCCUGCCCGAACCAGGAGGAGGAGCAGCCUCGGCCGAAACCGUGACAGUCCAUCAUUAGUCAGCUUGGUACUUCCAAAUUGAUCUCCGAGCAGUAGAGAGAGGAUCACAUCACAUGUACCCUUCCGUCAGCCCAGAUCAGAGGAAUAUUAAAACAAUCCCAUCAGCCAACUUCAAAUGGCGCCGGGUGGGUAAAAAUAAAUGAGGACAUCUGUAGAACAGUCACAGGAACUGCCUGCAUCAUCUGCCACUUCCAGAACCCUGUCACCACAUCUGAGGAACUUGGGAAAGAAAAGAGGGAUCCACGCUGAAUAGUGAUGAAGUUCUUCUAAUCUAAUGCAGAGAUGAGUAGGCUAUACUAGGGCCCAUCUCUUUCUGUAAAAUAAAAAACUCAGGGAAUGGAUUUUUGUUAGACAUCAAGCAUUGAUGAGACACCUGGGUUGAUUGGUGCAAUGUAGAACUAACCCUGUGGGGGAAUUCUCUUGGCAGCUUGCAGCUCUCCAGCAGAGUGGAGGAAGUCGCUUUUCUAUCGCUGCUCAUUCCGCACAGUCAGUAGCAGUCCCCAGUCUGUAGCUGCCUGGGUCCUAUCCAAAAAGCCUUGUUACUUUAUGAUACUAUAUUACUAUUCAGCUUAUCCCUCUCAUUCCCUCUCAUGGAAGCGCAUCAAAACAUUAUUAGGUAGAUUUUAUUUUCUCUACUCACAUGAUUACACAGUGCGUCAACAAAUGUUGUUUUUCCCUGUGAGGCUGCUUUGCUUGUCACUGUGGCUCCUCGUCGGCAGACGCUCGAUACUCGGCGGGUCUGCUGGCAGCCGCCAGUAAUUAAUUGGAACACCUGUUCCCAAUCACCUCUUCUGUUCCUCCGCCCUAGAGGUUCAUGGGAAACGGUUUCCAAUGUGUGGGGCUACUGUAAUACUACAGCUCUUUAUGAGUAUGAUAAAAUGCUAGUCAUAUCUGAGAGAGGGGUUGAGCGUGAGUGUCCGUGACUCUUUAGUAGGGAUUGAGGCAUAUGGCAGGGCUGGGUUUACUAAUGAGAUGUGAUGAAAGAGUGACAGAUAGAGAGAGAGAGAAUGAGGGAAUUAAAGAGAGGAAAAGAAAGGAAGAGGGAAAUGAGAGAGAGAGAGAGGGAGAGGAAAGGAGAGAUAGCUGGCUGUGUGACUCAUGUCGGCCUCUGUCACAGUGUCAGGAGUGUGUGACUCUCUCAGCUACCUGUAGCAAAGAGGAAGAGGCGACGCAAGAGGUUUUACUCCGCCCAAAAUCUGUCCGCGAAAAUAAGCCCAUGAAGUGAGGAAUUUCUGUAUGGAUGUCAAUGAGAGUGUCAACAAAAAAUGGAAUUGCUGAUUUGCUGCGUGUGGCUUAUUUGAUCUAAUAGAAGUUUCGUAAUGCUUAGGUUGUUAUGAAUGCACUGAUAUAAGUGGACACACAUGGCAUUUUGGCAACUUUAUAUCGGAGCCUGUUGUCAUAGCGAUAGAUAGAGGACUCAUCAUGGAUAAAACCCGUUUUAGCAUGGACAUUGCCAUUGAGGUCUUCCACCAUUUUAAAGUAGUCAACUGGGUGGGGAUCCCUAUGAGUUGGGAGCAAUCAGCCAAUGAAGAAGAAGAAAAUGGUCUACUUUAAAAUGGAGCCCAUGCUGUGACAGAUACUAUAAUAGCACAGAUACAAAAAUGAGUCCUCUCAUUGGCUAGAAUGGCCCCACCUGAUCUCGCCUCCUCCCGCCUGCCUUCCAUCUUUGAGGACAUGUUUUUCCAUUGUUAGAGUGGUCAGUUGACUAUCUUGUCAAUGUAAUUAACAAUCUUUGGCUGUAGUCACCCACAUGCACAUAACAUGUCACUUCCUGUAAGGAUCACAGGAUUGACAACAGGCCGCCAGUCACCAUGAUGAUGUCAUGUGGGCUUUCAUAGAGGGAUUUAAACCAGUGGGGGUCAGUCAGUGAGCUUUCUUAGAGAGAUUUAAACCAGUGGGGGUCCGUCAGUGGGCUUUCAUAGAGGGAUUUAAACCAGUGGGGGUCAGUCAGUGGGCUUUCAUAGAGGGAUUUAAACCAGUGGGGGUCAGUCAGUGGGCUUUCAUAGAGGGAUUUAAACCAGUGGGGGUCAGUCAGUGGGCUUUCAUAGAGGGAUUUAAACCAGUGGGGGUCAGUCAGUGGGCUUUCAUAGAGGGAUUUAAACCAGUGGGGGUCAGUCAGUGGGCUUUCAUAGAGGGAUUUAAACCAGUGGGGGUCAGUCAGUGAGUUUUCAUAGAGAGUUUAAACCAGUGGGGGUCCGUCAGUGGGCUUUCAUAGAGGGAUUUAAACCAGUGGGGGUCAGUCAGUGGGCUUUCAUAGAGGGAUUUAAACCAGUGGGGGUCAGUCAGUGAGUUUUCAUAGAGAGUUUAAACCAGUGGGGGUCCGUCAGUGGGCUUUCAUAGAGGGAUUUAAACCAGUGGGGGUCAGUCAGUGGGCUUUCAUAGAGGGAUUUAAACCAGUGGGGGUCAGUCAGUGGGCUUUCAUAGAGGGAUUUAAACCAGUGGGGGUCAGUCAGUGAGUUUUCAUAGAGAGAUUUAAACCAGUGGGGGUCAGUCAGUGAGUUUUCAUAGAGAGAUUUAAACCAGUGGGGGUCCGUCAGUGAGUUUUCAUAGAGAGAUUUAAACCAGUGGGGGUCCGUCAGUGGGCUUUCAUAGAGGGAUUUAAACCAGUGGGGGUCAGUCAGUGAGUUUUCAUAGAGAGAUUUAAACCAGUGGGGGUCAGUCAGUGAGUUUUCAUAGAGGGAUUUAAACCAGUGGGAGUCAGUCAGUGAGCUUUCAUAGAGGGAUUUAAACCAGUGGGGGUCAGUCAGUGAGUUUUCAUAGAGAGAUUUAAACCAGUGGGGGUCAGUCAGUGAGUUUUCAUAGAGGGAUUUAAACCAGUGGGGGUCAGUCAGUGAGCUUUCAUAGAGGGAUUUAAACCAGUGGGGGUCAGUCAGUGAGCUUUCAUAGAGGGAUUUAAACCAGUGGGGGUCAGUCAGUGGGCUUUCAUAGAGGGAUUUAAACCAGUGGGGGUCAGUCAGUGGGCUUUCAUAGAGGGAUUUAAACCAGUGGGGGUCAGUCAGUGGGCUUUCAUAGAGGGAUUUAAACCAGUGGGGGUCAGUCAGUGGGCUUUCAUAGAGGGAUUUAAACCAGUGGGGGUCAGUCAGUGGGCUUUCAUAGAGGGAUUUAAAUCAGAAAAACAACAUCUACGCCUAUGAGGAUUAUCGUAAUGAUUCAUGCAGAUUUAUGUUGUGAUGAAAAGACAAAGGGAUUUUCUAUUGCUGUGUCUGACAAUGGGUUGAAUGGGUCAUUUUCCUUUGCAUUUUACAAUAAUCUACACUAUGCUGCCUUGGGAGACAGUAAUAACAUAAGAGUUUAGCUUUUUUCUGUCUGGCAUAGCAGGUUUCAUAGGUAUACUAUAAAUCAUAUGACCUUUUUUUAAUAUAAAUGAAGGAAUUUAAGAUAUCAGUCCAGCAAAUACAAGAGCAUGAUCUUGCGUGGCUCAGUUGGUAGAGCACAGCACCUGCAACGUCAGGAUUGUGGGUUAGAUUCCCACUGGGGCCACCAAUAUGAAAAAAAGGUAUAUGCACGCAUGACUGUAAGUCGCUUUGGAUAAAAUCAUCUGCUAAAGGGCAUAUAUUAUAAUGCUCUGCAUUUUUUGAAAACGAAAUUCUCUGAAAUAUUCUUCAUAAGGAGUCAUAACAGUGUACCCUUGCACAUUUGGUAGGAAUAAGGCAUGCAUAACCUUGUGCUUCGGUCGACUGUUUAUGUUUUCCCCCCUGGCUAUUAUGAAUAGCUAAUAAAACUAUAACUGUUGUGAUCUUCCCUGGGCCUGGGGCUGAUAGAGGUGUGGGUGACUUGCUGCAGAAUGAUUGGGUUAUUAAUUUGAUCCUCAAUCAAUUUUAUGGCACACUGUCCUCCAGGGACCGUACAUAAACCCCUCUGCUGGAGGAAUGGAAAACAGAGCAGAUUUCUCUGCUGUGAAUAGGAUAGGACUUUUUCCUGGUCAGGUCAGAAAAUACUAAAAGUUCAUAGUAAUGAAUUGCAGAACAAAUACAAAAUAUCUAUUGGUUUAAUUAAGAACCAUCGUUGCUGCUCAGUUAAGGGGAGGACGGACUAGUCUUGCUUGUUGAACACUUUGUUUCCUCUCUUUAUGUGUCAGAUAGGAAGCAUUGGGAUUCUAACCCUGUAACCUCCCGAUGGUACUUCCAUUCAGCAAGCCCUCCCUCUAUCCCUCUAUCCUUCUAUUCAUUCUCACCUUCCUCCUCUCCUCUCUCUAGGAAAGAAAACAACACGCACCUCAUAGAAUUCUUACUCUGUUCAGACACUCAUUGUAUACACUCAUAGUGCUUGUUCCUGACAUGAUGCUCUUUGCCUCUCUCUCUCCCUGCUCUAUCUGUGCACAGUAGAGAAGCAACAGCUACACUUGAUGUAAUUCUGAGCCUGAGCCAUAGAGACAGAGUGCUCAGCUCUUUCCCUCUCUCAUUCUGCCCCACCCUCUUUCUUAUCUCAUUCCUUCACUUUUAUCUCUCCCCCUCUCCUUCCCUGUCUGCCUCCUUGUAAAAUCCUUAUCGGCCGCAAUGACAAAUGAAACAAUGUGGGAGAGAGAAAAAUAUGCAUGUAAAUGCUAUUGUCUGCACUCUAAUCCAAACCACAGAGAGGGGGAACAGCUCAUGUAAGCCAGUUGAGUGAAUGCAGCAGGUCUCCAGUGGGGGUUUCAGCACCUCUUGAUUGGACAGCUCCCUGCUAGCAUUACAACUCAACGGUCUAAAAUGAAUCUCUUUGGCUGUAAUCACAUUGACUGCUCUGUUUGUGCAGUCAAUAUACGGUGCUGUAUUGGCUGUGCGUGUGCGUGCACAUGCGUGUUUGCAUUUGUGCAUUUAAGGAGCUAAUGAGCUAAUGAGCCUGGCCAUAUGCAGCAGACGGCACAGCAUCCAUGUCACACAGAAUGCCUCCUCACAUUACUCUUAACAGACUGACCAUCUGACCAGCAGCACCACAGGAGGAUAGAGGGGAGAGGGGAGAUGGAAAGGUGUGAGAGAGCGAGAAAGGAGGGAGAGGAGAGUGCCCAAUUUUCAUCUAUCUGUCACUGCCCCAAUUUACACCCUCUAAUAUGCAUUUGGCAUGGUUCACAUUUGCACUGAAAGAAAACCCACAUGCGUGCAUGCACACACAGCCUCAAUCACAACCAACCAGCCAGCCUCAAUCACAACCAACCAGCCAGCCUCAAUCACAACCAACCAACCAGCCUCAAUCAAGACAUUAAGCAGCCGUGGAGUGAGAGAGCGGACAACUGGGACUGUAAUUAGUUGUGAUUAAGGAGCUGUCUGUCUGUGUUGAGGAGAAGCAGCAACAGUUAGAGGGAGAGUGGAGACGAGGAGUGAGAGGACUGAUAGGUCCAGACUCUGACUCCUCCCUGAUUCUCCCCAGCCCUCUACCCUGCCAACAGCUGUCAGCUGGGAGGAGGAGAAGAGAGAGAGAGACAGAGACAGAGAGAGAUAAUUGUAAGGGGGGUUAGGAGAAAGAAAGACAAUAAGGACAGACUCUUAACUUUCAACAAGAGAAGGCCAGAAACGACCUAGAAACGUGCAAUAGUAUGCAAUAUGCGGUAAUGUCAUAAUCUCUUGCUAUCUAACCUCAAAGCAGAGGCAAGGAUAUGUAUUAUACGGUGAACAGGGAGAGCUGGGAUUUGCAGUGCUCUUUGAUCCUUCAGCAGCCCCUCUCGGCCCCCAAUCCACCAAUAAUGUUUUCUGGCCGAGAGUACUUAGCACCUCUGAACAGAGUGCCGGCCUUAAUUUGCGAACCGAGUAUGCACCAAUUUUACAUGUAAAAUCAUGUGAAAUGUCGUCAGUCAGACGUCUACAGCGGCACAGCGCCCUGAACAAUCGGCAGACGAACACUAGAUCCACAUUCGGCGCGAAGUGUGCAAGCCCUAACUGGCAAAACAUGAGAUGGGGGAGAGAAAGGCAGGGAGGGGGAGAGGGGGAGACAGAGAAGGAUAUAUACACUGAACACAAAUAUAAACACAACAUGUAAAGAGAAUUUGGCAGUAUGUCCAACCGGCCUCACAAUCGCAGACCACGUGUAUGGCUUUGUGUGGGCGAGAGGUUUGCUGAUGUCAACGUUGUGAACAGAGUGCCCCAUGGUAGCGUUGGGGUUAUCAAUCAAUCAAUCAAAUGUAUUUAUAAAGCCCUUUUUACAUCAGCAGAUGUCACAAAGCGCUAUACAGAAACCCAGCCUAAAACCCCAAACAGCAAGCAAUGCAGAUGUAGAAGCACGGUGGCUAGGAAAAACUCCCUAGAAAGGCAGAAACCUAGGAAGAAACCUAGAGAGGAACCAGGCUCUGAGGGGUGGCCAGUCCUCUUCUGGCUGUGCCGGGUGGAGAUUAUAAGAGUACAUGGGCAUUUUCAUUUUAUUGAUGGCAAUUUGAAUGCACAGAAAUACCAUGACGUGAUCCUGAGGCCCAUUGUCCAUAGAUUAGGGCCUAAUUCAUUUAUUUCAAUUGACUGAUUUCCUUAUAUGAACUGUAACUCAGUAAAAUCUUUGAAGUUGUUGCAUGUUGCGUUAAUAUUUUUGUUCACAGAGAGAGCUCUGAGUGUGAAUAGAGCCCUGAACCAACCAUCCCUCCCCCACCUCACCAUCUCUCCCCCACCUCAUGAAUCCACCCCCUCACCAUCCUCCCACCCCACCACACCAUCCCUCCCCCACUCACCAUCCCCCCACCUCAAACCACCCCAUCACCACCCAUCCCCCCCCACCACACCAUCUCUCCCCCACCUCACCAUCUCUCCCCCACCUCAUGAAUCCUACCCCACCUCACCAUCCCAUCCCACCCCCACCACACCAUCCCUCCCCCACCUCACCAUCUCUCCCCCACCUCAUGAAUCCUACCCCACUCACCAUCCCACCCCACCACCCAUCCCCCCCCACUACCAUCUCCCCCACCCAAUCACCCUCACUACCCCCCUCACCUCUCCCCCACCUCAUGAAUCCUACCCCACCUCACCAUCCCACCCCCACCACCACCAUCCCUCCCCCACCUCACCAUCUCUCCCCCCACCUCACCAUCCCACCCCCACCACACCAUCCCUCCCCCACCUCACCAUCUCUCCCCCACCUCAUGAAUCCUACCCCACCUCACCAUCCCCACCCCCACCACACCAUCCCUCCCCCACCUCACCAUCCCUCCCCCACCUCACCAUCCCUCCCCCACUUCACCAUCCCACCCCCACCACACCAUCCCUCCCCCACCUCACCAUCCCUCCCCAGCUUUCUGGCAACACUGUCUCCGACAGAGUAAGACGUUGAAGUGAAUGGAAUCACGUAUUAGCAGAUGGGCUGCACCAGUAGCCUUCUGAGGAUAAGUGUUAUAUCCAGCCCAGCAGUAACCGAGAAGUCCACCACCUGACCCUCUCUGGGAGGCCAUUACAUUGGCUCAUUAAUUGACCUAUUCCAUGUUAGCUGGAGACUUAAACUUUAGGCUCCUUGUUCAUUACAGAUGUAGGAUUUUAACUUGACCCAGGUUUUCACAGUAAAAUAAUCAUGCAGCAACAGGAUUUGAACUUUUGAUGUUGCUUGAUCAGUGGUUAGGCUAUUAGCUGGCCAAAAGUAGGCUACAUGACAAGUGCAAUACUGUUAAUAUAAACGUGAGUUAGUGUGGGUUUUUAGUGAAUUUUGUAAAUCACGAGGCUCAUCUGCAUUUCAUGUGGUGCAGGGGAAUUCUCAGCAACAAAAAUGAUCAAAUUAAGAUCCUACAUCUGUAGGAUCCCAUGCUCUCUCUCUGCAUCUUGCUGGCUCACUGCAAGAUGGAGUGAACGGGUAAAUAUGUUUGAUUAUUUAUGAUGAGUGCAGAGUUAGAAUGCAGUCAGCUCCUUUCCCUCCACUCAGUUUGGAUCCAAGCUAUAGGACCACCUCAGGACCAUAUUGUGUUAUUCAUGAAAAGGUCUGGAAGUGAGAGGGCCAUAGUCAAAUGCAGAGCAUCCAAUCCAACACUCUCUCACACACAGCACCUAUUAACAAGAUCAACGUUGAAAACGAGAGACACUCAUAGGUGUCCGAUCCUCAGAUGCCUAGAUCAGUGAUUAGCAAUGUGGAUCAUCAGAGUCUGGCACUGCGCUAAUGCUUCCGGCUAGGAAAAUCUGUUCACAAAGAUUCAUAAAUAGAGAGACAGAUCCUUCAGGUUUCAGGGCUGUCGCUGGGCAAUAUGGACUUUCAGCUCCCUCCAAAGAUUUUCUAUUGGGUUCAGGUCUGGAGACUGGCUAGGCCACUCCAGGACCUUGAGAUGCUUCUUACGGAGCCACUCCUUAGUUGCCCUGGCUGUGUGUUUCGGGUCAUUGUCAUGCUGGAAGACCCAGCCACGACCCAUCUUCAAUGCUCUUACUGAGGGAAGGAGGUUGUUGGCCAAGAUCUCGCGAUACAUGGCCCCAUCCAUCCUCCCCUCAAGACCGAGGGUGAUUGACUGUCAUCUUGAACUUCUUCCAUUUUCUAAUAAUUGCGCCAACAGUUGUUGCCUUCUCACCAAGCUGCUUGCCUAUUGUCCUGUAGCCCAUCCCAGCCUUGUGCAGGUCUACAAUUUUAUCCCUGAUGUCCUUACACAGCUCUCUGGUCUUGGCCAUUGUGGAGAGGUUGGAGUCUGUUUGAUUGAGUGUGUGGACAGAUGUCUUUUAUAUGUGAUCAUAUCCCAAUGUAAUCAAGGGUUGAAAUGAUUAUGUUUUUGUCAAAUACUAUCGGUUUGGCCUUCUUGCGGUCAAUUUGCAGAGUACAAAUUAUUUCUAAUUAUGUUCCGGCCCCCCGACCAUCCUCUCAAGAAAAAAUCAUCCCGCGGCUGAAUGUAAUUGGGGAUCCCCUGGUGUAGAGGGUGUGGGAUGUAGAUUAUAGCUAUUACAUGCUUUAACAUCAUUGUGCAUUAUUAUAGACCAGUUAGCACUGUUUGUAUUAUUAUUACCAUAAUUACGAUCCAUAUCAUCAUGGCCUGUCCAUGUUUAACUCAAGACUAACAGGAAACAACAGACUGAGAGAACAGAAACACAGUGGGGAGUGUCUUUCUCAGUUUCUCCAGUUCCUCUCCGCCCCUUUCAAUUUGAUUCAAUUCGUAGGGCUUUAUUGGCAUGGCAAACAUAUGUUUACAUUGCCAAAGCAAGUGAAAUAGAUAAUAAACUAAAGUGAAAUAAACAAUUAAAAAUUAACAGUAAACAUUACACUCACAAAAGUUCCAAAAUAAUAGAGACAUUUCAAGUGUCCUAUUAUGGCUAUAUACAGUGUUGUAACGAUGUGCAAAUAGUUAAAGUACAAAAGGGAAAAUAAAUCAACAUAAAUAUGCGUUGUAUUUACAAUGGUGUUUGUUCUUCACUGGUUGCCCUUUUCUUGUGGAAACAGGUUACACAUCUUGCUUCUGUGAUACUCUGUCAUUUCCUGAGAUUCUGUGAGUGAAUGAGAGGGAGGGAGGAAGGAAAGAGAGAGAGGGAUGGAUGGAUGGAUGGAGAGAAAGAAAGAGGGCUGCUCUCUUUCAUUUCCUGAGAUUAUGCAUCUCUUAAAUCUAUCUGUUUAUCUCUCUGUCUCUUUAGCGUAGCCUCUGACAGCACUGUACCCCUCCACAACUGUUAACACACACAAAUGCCUCUACUCCGGACUCUGCUGCUGUGACUACAGGGGGAGGAGGAGAGGAGAGAUUACGGGGGAGGAGGGAGAGACUACGGGGGAGGAGGAGAGACACAGUGGAGGAGGAGAGGAGAGACUACAGGGGGAGGAGGAGAGGAGAGCACAUUUACAUUUUACUUAAGCUUUAGCAGACGUCGGGAUGGGAGGAGGAUUACGGGGGAGGAGGAGGAGAGAUUACAGGGGGAGGAGGAAAGACUACAGGGGGAGGAGGAGAGACUACAGGGGAGGAGGGAGGAGAAUUACGGGGGGAGGAGGAAGAGGGAGAGAUUACGGGGGAGGAGGAGAGUUACGAGGAAGAGUACGGGGGGGAGGCCAUGGAGAGGAGGAGAGACUACAGGGGGAGGAGGAGAAUACGGGGAGGAGGAGAGAGCAUACAGGGGGAGGAGAGGAGAUUACGGGGGAGGAGAAGGAGAGAUACGGGGGAGGAGGAGAGGAGAGAUUCACGGGAGGAGAGAGAGAGACUACAGGGGGAGGAGGAGACACAGGGAGGAACGAAGGAGAGACUACAGGGGGGGAGGAGAGGAGAGACUACAGGGGGAGGAGGAGAGGAGAGACUAAGGGGGAGGAGGAGAGAUUACGGGGGAGGAGGAGAGGAGAGAUUACGGGGGAGGAGGAGAGACAACAGUGGGAGGAGGAGAGGAGAGACUACAGGGGGAGGAGGAGAGGAGAGACAACAGUGGGAGGAGGAUGGAGGAGAGACUACAGGGGGAGGAGGAGAGGAGAGGACAACAGUGGGAGGAGGAGAGGAGAGAUUACAGGGGGAGGAGGUUAAAUUUAGAAUGCUGCAUAGAUAUGGUAAGGGAUAUGCUAACUCCAUCUCUCUUUGUCUCUUUCUUUCUAUCUCUCCAUCUUUCUGUAUUUCUCUAUUUCUGUAAUCUCCCCCUUUCUCACACUCUUCUUCCUUUCUCCCCCCAUCCCUCCCUCUCUCCCUCUCCCCUCUCUCCCAGGUACAUGCCUGAUUCUGGGCUGCAUGAUCUACCCAGACGGCUGGGACAGUGACGAGGUGAAGAGGAUGUGUGGGGAGCAGACAGACAAGUACACCCUGGGAGCGUGCUCCGUGCGCUGGGCCUACAUCCUGGCUAUCAUGGGCAUCAUGGACGCCCUGAUACUCUCCUUCCUGGCCUUCGUCCUGGGAAACCGUCAGGAUGGGCUGAUGGCUGAUGAGCUGCUGGAUAGUAAGGACAACACUUGAUCUAAGAUCAGUUUGGGAUUUUAGGUCGUUAUGAAUAAGAUUACAUGGAGAGGGGGGACCUGAUUCUAGAUCAGCACUCCUACGCUGAAAUGCUUUGUGAAUACGAGCUGUGGACUUUCCUCAUAUGAGCAUGCCAUACAGAGGCUGUCUCACAAAGUGAUAGUUGAAGUCUGUGUUAGGUCAUAGAGCAAUGUUCUUCAGCCCUGCUCCUGGGGACCCACAGGGUGUCUAUCUGUCUCUGAAGGGCAGCACCAUACUGAUGUGUUAGUGCUGGGUGGGAACAAACACCUGCACACCCUUUGGCUCUCCAGGACCAGGAGUGAAGAACACUGAUGCACAGAAUAACAGAACCUCUGUAACAGAAGUCUGAGCACCCUCUCCUCCAGACCCUUCCACAUCUCCCAUAUCUUGGGGUUUAGUGCAUUUUGGCUGAUAAAUACAAACUUCUUAUCAACCCCCUCCUCCAAAGCCCAUAGCAUGGGGUGGGUGUGUAUCAAAGGUAGCAACUGUACCCUUCUGUCAGAACCCCACAUCCCACACGGUAGACAUUCAUAUUCCGUCCCUUUUUUAUGCAAGCAUUUUCAGCAUAAUUUCACACACACGAGCCACAAGCAAUUAGCAUAUUUUAACUGCUUCUCACAUAACACCUGCUUGCUGUUAUUACCAAUGGGAUUGGGGAUUGGUGAGUCAGAGAGAGAGAGAGAAGAAAACAAGAUGGCGGAGUCAAAGAGAGUGGCUAAAACGACAAGAAGGGGGGAAGGAAAAGAAAAAAGAGAGAGAUGUAGAACAUAAGAUGGAAGAAAAAAGGGAGAUAAUUUAGGUAGUCAUGAAUUACUAAUGGCUGUUUACACAGCUUGGCUGUCAGCCUGUCUAAAUGAAUCACAAGAGCUGGAUCAGCAUCAGCUAGGGCUGCCUGUUGGGGCAGGAGAACGCUGUGGAACAGAGGGAGGAAGCCAUUAUCAGCUAUAGGACAGGAGGAGAGAGAGGAGUGA
Molecule: messenger RNA, 26646 nt
Organism: Coregonus sp. 'balchen'
Lineage: Eukaryota; Metazoa; Chordata; Actinopteri; Salmoniformes; Salmonidae
Source: the annotation of a GenBank genome assembly